Molecule: messenger RNA, 6768 nt
Organism: Ruditapes philippinarum (Manila clam)
Lineage: Eukaryota; Metazoa; Mollusca; Bivalvia; Venerida; Veneridae
Exons: 28
Coding region: 44-4126 (1360 amino acids)
Source: RefSeq, a predicted model, not a curated record
UAAGAGUGGAACUGUCAUAUGAAUAACGAUUGAUUAUAAGGAAAUGGUGAAUGUUAUGAAGAUAAAAAUGAACGGAAGAAAAUAUUUGAAUAUUGUCAAUGUCAUUACGUUUAUGUUAUUUAAAGACAUUGCUCUAGGUCUUGCGUGUAAAGAUGACGAAAAAACUCAGGAAUGUCAGAGUGUGGAUAUAUGUUACGGAGGUUCGUCUGGGAUUACAGCGGCAGACGUAUUGUGUAUUAUGAACAACGACUGUGACGACACAUACCGGAUUGAUGCAUGUGACAAGUGCGAGAAAAACCCAUCGCAAUACGAUUAUGACUCGCAAUAUAAAGAUUGUACAGGAAAUUGUUAUGAAACAGAUAAAAUGAGCGAAAUGAAAAAAGUGGACAAAUGUGGGGUUUGUGAUGGCACGGACAGCACGUGUAAUCCUUCUGUGACGAGUCUAGACAUUACCGUGAUUCCCAGCAAUACAAAUAUCUCGGUCAAUAUAACCGGACAAGCAAUGAUGACGGCAAAUAUCCAAAUACUGCUCCUCGAAGUUGUCAUAACUAAAAGUAAGCGAGAAGCGCCUAAUUAUAUAGAAUAUCAACACACUGAAAGUGACAAUGCAGCAUCUGGUCAUAGAAUAGUAAAAAGAGCGACUGAAAAAACUGUCAUACGUACUCUAAAUAUUGUCAAAGUCUACACGGACACAUCAUCUGAGAUAAGACUGGAUGAUAUUGAGGCAGGUACAUAUGAGAUAGGGGCACGAACGGGUGAAAAAGGUGACGAGUACAUUUCUCACACUGGACCACCAUUAAUUGUUUAUAAUGAAAAUGAUUUUACAGUUCCCAGCAUCUCUCCAACUGAACAGGAUCUAGAUGGAACAACCAAAAUUAAAGUAACAUUAAAACUAAAAAGGUCUAGGUCUGUCGUCGGGCUUUACGGAGGACUUGAAAAGAUAUUUGAUAUUGCUCAGUCAUUUACAUGUUUCUACAGUUCGGCAAGUGCAGUUAUUGUAUCAGAAGCACUCUCUUCUGCUGUUGGUACAUACACAUCCGCUGACAGAACGCUAGAAUGUGAAAUAAACGUACCAGAUGUUUCUAAAGCCGUCUGGGUGUGUCCGUCUUUCAACACGAUCCACUUACUACAGUGUCAAAGCAUUGCAUUUUACUUACUCGCCCCAAAGCCUGUCGGAAAUAACCUAACUUUUACGGAUUCAGGUCGACGUUUGUACGUAGAUUUUGACAUGGCUGUAGAAUCAAGUGUAAAUGCACCUUGUUCAUCAUAUUUCACUGACGUAAGUACGCUUGGAGUAGAGCCUAAAUGUUACUUUGACGAUGAUGGUGAUCAGUUGUCAAUAUUGCUUGGUGAUAGCAGCACGGCAAACCCAGGUGAUACUUUAGAACUUAAGGCCGGCCUUAAAGCACGUGUAGGGGAAUUCAGACGGGAAUCAUUGGCUGUGACGUUGACACUUCUAGUAUCACCGUCCCCUUCGUCAUCGUCUGGUGAUGAAAUUGAGAAAAUUGAGAUUGCAAAAGUAGGUUUUUGGCCGGAGAAAUUGUCAGCAUCAGCGGAAAGUCCAAUUAGUUUGGAAAUAGAAAUAGUUAACUUACCAGGCGGCAGACCACAGAAAUCUAUAGUUUGGUCUGUUAAUGAGGAACCUAUAGAAGCUGCUAAAGAUAAGUUUGUCCUCGUACUUGACAUCACAGAGAAUAGAGAGUAUGACAUCACAGUUACAGUCACAGAUUUUCUAGGUGGUACAGAUGUCAUUCAGCAUACGCUAGUGAAAACAAAUGAUAAUUUACCGAAUGUUGAUUUCUCCUCGAGCGGUAUAUAUCAGGGAUUUGGGACCAAGUACCUUAUAUUUCCAAAUACAAUUUUUACAAUCUCUACGAAAUUGAUAUACCCUGAAGGCACUACCUCAGACGACUAUAAGUUCCAGUGGACAAGGAAUGGUGUUCAUGUACCAGGACAAUUUAUAUAUAGGUCAACUGCUGAUGAAACAACCAUUGAAAUGUGUGACGAGAAGGUGGUUUACACUAUAAAAGUCAGUACAACAAAUGAAUUGAAAUCUAUAGAAUACACUUUAAAUGUGUGGGUCUUUUGUAGGAAUCCGAUUGCGGAAAUAUCAGGAAAUGACCUCAGAAAUGUUGACGUCAGGAGUGACGACGUAACACUUUACGGUUAUUCGUCCAGAGAUCCCGAUGGCGGGACGCUUACUUACGAAUGGACGUGUUCUACGCUGGAGAAUCCGCAAUGUAUUAAUGGUGUUACAAAAUCCGAAACCACCACUGCCUCGUCAAUUACAAUAUCGCCAUCCAAAAUGAAGGCCGGCAAGAAAUACGCAAUAUUCCUGACAGUAAGGGUGAAAAAGACAGGCAAAUUUUAUAAUCACACAGACAGAGUUGUAUUUGCAGUCCAAGCUGGAAACAGGCCUGUGAUACGAUGGGUAACAAUGAGAACAAAAUUCCGACAUGACGUCCCAAUAAUGAUGCGAGCAUACGUAGGUCAUGACGUCGAAGUAAAAUGGAAAUUCCGAGAUGAUCUUAGUCUGUACGAGUAUAUAGACAGUAAAAAUAGAUCAAUAGGAAAAUCAAGGAUGACAGACGACGGUUUUGCAUGGUAUAGAAUACAAGAAGGUGUUCUAAAGCCAGGUAAGCAGUACAAACUACAUAUUAAUGUGACCAAGACAGAUUCGGGAUUGUCUUCCACCGACGAACGUGACAUUUACGUGUAUGCACUUCUCCGAGGGUGUUCCGUUGAAACAAAUGCAAUAACAGAAUUUGAGGAAGCCACCAUUUUGCUAAGAAAUUGCGCGGAAGACAAGGAUGUUGAAUGGAAGUCCAUUAUGUGUACGGAGGGUGACAGAGAACUACAUAUUUCAAAGGAACAUACUUUCAUUGUCCCUAGAUUUAAAUCAGAUGUAAACAAAGUCAUCCUGAAAUGCAAGAUAAUGGAUAAUUUAGGAAAUAGCAUGAUUGCUGAACCUAAAGAAGUAGUUGUGAGAAAAACCGCAGAAGAAACUACAAUGGACAAGAUGAUUGAAGGUCUAAAACAAAACGGUGAUAAAGUUAAAGCUUUGGCUUUGAUAUCAGAGAUGGCGGAUGAAGAUGAAUAUAGAGGAGACGAAUCACUGAAUACUAAAGCUGUUGAACUUAUUAAAGAAAUCAUCGAUGGUAGCCCGUCUGACGAUGAUAUAAAUUUCUCAUUGAAAAGCUAUGGCAAAUUAAAUGUUGACAAAUUGAAGGCAGACGACAAAAAACUACUGGCAGAUGACCUGGUAUCAAUGUUAGAUAAACUUUGUCAUGCAGACCAAACUGAUGCAACCACAUUUGAUGCUGAACAGACAAAGCACAUUCUGCGGAAUAUUAAGCGGCUCAUGGCAAGUAAUCCCAAGACGCUAGGCAAAUUGUAUAGGCAAGCCGAGGAGAAAUUUGCUUGUGUUAAGUUUAAACGAAUGAGAAACGAAGAUUCUGAAAUUAUCAGAGACGAAGAUGGGACGAAGCAUGCAUAUCUUGUUACUGUGCUCGAAGACAUUCCUGAAGAACUUGGUUUUGAAUUUCCGGAAGAGCUGAAGGAAAGAUAUAGGGACCAAUGGAAUUGUAAAGAGGCAGAAUCUUGCUUUGGUGUUGGGGUCAUAAUGGAGGAGUAUCCAUCCGAGCCACCGGACCUUCUUCGAUAUAAAAGAGCAGACGAUGGUUGCAGGAAACAUGUAAUCUUAAAGUUGUAUAACCCUUCAACAGGCGAGGGUAUCGACAUUAACAAUUUAGAAGGAACAAUAAAUAUGAAUCUAGGAUCAAAGUGUAAGAGAGGAAAGUGUUGGUACCGGGAUGAACUACUACAACGAUACAGCCAAGAUGGUGUUACAACGAUUGUACGGGACAAUGGGGACAUUAUAUGUCAGUCAAAUCAUCUUACAGCUUUUACAGCUGAAAGUGAGCCUGAGCCGUUUAAAGGAUUAAAUCUUCCCUAUGUGAUAUCGUUAUGUGUAGGAGGAAUACUACUCUUGGUAUCUCUAGUGAUUCUCGUGAAGCUGUGGCUGGUAACAAAACAUCGAGCCAAUGCCGUUGAAGAUGAAAAAGAGUUUGCACUGGAUGAUGUACCAAUGUAUAAAGACAACUCUCCUUCAUUCAAAAAGCGCUAAUAACUUUGAAACUAUUUUGUUAUUUAGAUGCGUUUUUUUUCCUGAGUGAUCAUCUGUUAUUAUUUUAAGGACUAUUCUCUUAAUAUAACAUGUAACAACCAAGUGCUCGUUCAAAGGAGCAAAGAACACAUUAUCACUUAAAUGGUUCUCCUACGUGUACAAAAGUAACAGUUGGCAUAACAACGACCGGUUGCUAUAGAAACAUAACAUAAUUCAUAUGGUUGUCGUUUGUUCUGUGAUACUCAAAAACCUGCAAACUAGCUUUCAUUUAAAUAUUUUUUAACGGAACUUAGAACUUGGAACGGAGCUUAGACAAUACUUGCUCAUAUGCUUCUUAUACAAAAUUAUAUAGUGUGCUCAGAUGAUUUUCCUUUACAUUAUAAUGAAGUUAACUGUUUCUAAAAUGUAUAAUAUACCUCGAGUUGAAAAUAAAAUAAACAAUAAAAAUGUAAUUAAUGCAGCGAGAAUUCCAUGUCUAACAAAUUUGAUGAAGACAGGGUAAACUUAAGAUAUUUAUAAACAUGCCAUCAAUUCGUAACAAUUUGAAAUAUAGAAAAUCGUACUAUGUGAUUUUUUUAAAAGUAUCCAAAAGGUAUAAUUUUACAUAAUUUAUAAUAUAUUUGAUGAUAUAUGUUUAAUGUUAUUUAUUAACAAUUUACACAAUGAAAUUUGAAUACAAGCAAAACAUUCGGUAUGUGUGGAGAAAUAGAAGAAACGUUUAUUAUAAUUAUUUUUCAAUGUUUAAAACAUGUUAGAUGUUGUGUUGAUUUUAUAUUGUUUUAUAGUGUAUGCGUCAAUAGAACAUUUCAUUUAUGUUAGUCAAAACGAUGACAACUACUAAAGUUGUCUAAUAUGAAAGUGUUUUCAUUGAUAAUUUAUUUUUAUACUUCUAAUUGUUAUCAUUAAAAGUUUCCCGUCAUUUCAUGUUAAUACAAUCAUAAUUGCCAUAUUCUAUUUUUGUGUGUAAACUUUUUUACAAUUAUCUGCAUUAUUAAUAAUAAAGCAAUACCUUAGGAUUGACAACACGACAGAAUUAAAAUUAUACCGGUAAUCUUUCAGGCAUAGAUUGUUGACAUGUUGUAGUGAAGCAUGCCUCUUCCUUAAAUACAUGUAUAUAACAAACCAAAAGUUUCGAAAAUGAUGGGUUUUAUUUGUAUUUGUUUUCAAAAUUUUGUGUUGUUAAUGCAUUGGAGUAUUUAUAGUUCGGAUGAAAACAAUAACGUGUUUAUGUAAAAAAAUACUAAUCCGGUUUUGUAUUGGGAGAGGAGCAUCGAUAUUUAGUCUAACAGAUUUAACAUUUAUAUUUAACCAAUAUUUUUGUGAUUUUGUUUUCAUUGUAAAUAUUUGAGUCUGAAUUUAAGAAUGUGAAAUAUCUAUAUAUUCCACAAUAGAAAUAGGCAUACGUAUAUAUUAAGUUCCUUUUCUUGUGUUAUCCAAGGUAUGAUGUCUUUGAUAUGGUUUCAUUUCUUAUACAUGUUAUUUUUGCUUUUCUUCAAUUAUCAUGUAUUGGAUAUGUUUUACCAUGUUAUUACAUAAUAAUGAAAUAAAUAUAUCUGUGCAUUAAAAACAGUAGAUCAAUAAAACAUUUAAAUGGUUCUUCCACUUUGAUUUGGACUCGCCAAUGUUUGUAAUAAAACACGAUUGAUUUUAUUUCAAACUUUAUAACUGUUAUGUUGAAACCUAAGUUUUGAAACACAAAUACAUUUUCUUUGUAGAAAUUCUAAUAAAAUAACAUAUUUUUUUAUGAAACCAUCUGUUAUGUUAGUACAGGUAUGUUUCAUUUUUGAACAUGAAAUAUGUGUGAAUUAUAAUUGCACCUCUUUACAGUUAAAGUAAAGCAAUAACAAUAAUUUCAUCUGGCAGCGAAAGUAGUUUAAACCUGUUAUUAAUAGUGUUUCCAUUGUUGUAAAUAUAUAAUAAUUUGUUCAAACACAUGUUAACAAAAGUUCUUUAAUUUGUAAAACAGUAAAUGAACUAAUAUAGAUGUACUUAACAAUGUUAUAUGACCUAGCGGGUACAGUUGUUUAAUACACCGAUGCAAACUUUAUAAGUUAAAAUCCUCCGAGAAACAUUGUCUUUUACAUUAGUUAUUUAUUCCGCUAAGGAGCUAAACAAUAUUCCUUUGAAACAAAGCAGUUCACAAUUUUCAUUAAGAAAUAACAUACUGACCAUAGCUUUCGCAGAAGAGGUAGGUCCAUCGCGGUGGAAAGUGCGUUACGUCAAGUUAAACCCUCAAAAUAUUCAUAAAUGGUAUCGGGCCCAUUACACUGCGUUGCAAUCGAAUCCACCGCCGUCUGCGUUGAAAUCAAUUUUUUGUCAUUUAUUUUAUAAACAGGCAAUAAUAAUUUCCCAAAUUUUCAAAUUAUGAUUAUUUUGUGAAAGUAUCAUUCAUACGAUGUGAUGUCGUUGUAUUAUGGGUCGUUUUGCACGCAUUUGUACGUGUUUUAACCAAAAUUAGGCAAAAGUGGCGUACCCUCGUCAAACUGUGCAGAAGUGUUUGCAUAAACGGCAAUGAAUUGCACCGUAAAGAUGAAUCAUUUAAAAUAAAAAAAUAUAUAUUAGAAUUGUUUUAAGCAGGAAAGGGAUGUUGUAUAAUUUCGUUAUGUUUUAUUUUUGCUUUCAUUAAAGUAUUUUGAAGAUGU